This is a messenger RNA of Aedes aegypti (yellow fever mosquito), 3223 nucleotides long. RefSeq names its product monocarboxylate transporter 12. The record is from RefSeq and is a predicted model, not a curated record. Bases 643 to 2892 code for a protein of 749 amino acids. Lineage: Eukaryota; Metazoa; Arthropoda; Insecta; Diptera; Culicidae. Gene Ontology annotation, molecular function: monocarboxylic acid transmembrane transporter activity. Gene Ontology annotation, biological process: transmembrane transport. The transcript is spliced from 7 exons.
UCGUCAACGGACGCAACGGCACAUGUUUUGCUGCGUGUUUUUGGUGCGUGCUUUCGGUUGCGUCACGACACGCGUAUCGUCGCGCGUUCAAUUCGUUGGGUGCCGAGAACGGGUUUUCUCCCGUCGUCGAGUUACGUCGUCGGUCUCGGAACUGCCGUUCGCAAAAGUGCAAGGAUUAGAAUGGAACAGAAUGCACCACUCGGCGUGAAGUGGUGACGAACAAUGAAGACAAUCACCUGUGUGGAACAAUAGCUCAGUGACAAAAGGUGUACAAAGCGUGGUGGGGGUCGAUUUUGAAUGGUCAAUGAUCUCACCGAAAUAUUGAACGUCACCACUUACCAAGCAUUCAAGGGCGGAAGUUGGCGGUCAUACCAGGGCGCAAUCAAGCCCCAAUUUGCGACCAUAAAAAUGAUAAUCAGUGGUGUUCAGUGAAGAACGUGUCCAAACACCGGGAGUAAUUAUGCUUUCUCGGGGUUGAUUUAGCGAAGCAUAGGCAAAAAGGGGUCCAGAGCGGCAUGAGAAGAGCCGUGCAGUGUUGAAAAAUAUCGAAAUGAGUACCUGGGAGACACCGUAUGAAUAUCCGGAACGGUGGAACCGGUGUGAGAAAGUGAAAUCAGUUUGAAGAAAUAUUGUAGGAAGAAAAUGUCGUUCUCGUCGAACGAUACGAUGAGGCCGCUGGCCAUGCAGCGGUCCCAAUCGUUGCCGCAGCUUCACUCCAGGGAAGACUCCGGGGUGGGAUUGAGUGGGAGUGGUUCCUGCAGUGGGAUCAACAACAUGGCGUACGAAUCAUCGGGAUCUCACCGGUCCCAUAAGCACCAUCGGCACUACCGGAAUGGCAAUGAGCUGAAGAUUCCCUACGGUGCCCGACUGGUGGCCGAUCUGAGACAGCUGAUGACCCUGCGGCAGCAUUACUACCCGGAAGGAGGCUGGGGAUGGCUACUGACGGUGAUCGGUUUUACGAUUCACUGCAUCUGCCAUGGGCUGCAUCUGUCGGCGGGGGUGUUCAUGAUGGAGAUGGCCAGCAUAUUUCGACAACGACCAACGGCAGCAGGUUGGCUUGGAGCCCUCUCGACGGCGGUGGCCCUCUUCAUCUCGCCCAUCACGAUAGCGGUGUGCAAACGGAAGUCCACUCGACUGACGGCGGUUAUUGGAGGGCUGGUGACCGCUUUGGGGUGCCUCUUCACCUCGUUCGCCUCGCAGUUUCAUCAACUUUUCUUUAGUUAUGGUGCCGUUGUUGGGGUUGGAGUCGGUAUGACACGGGACUGCUCAACGCUGAUGGUGGCCCAGUAUUUUAAAAGGCGACGGGAAUUCGUGGAGAUAUUCAUCGUAUCCGGAAGUGGACUGGGAAUCGCCGUUAUGUCGACGUUCAUCAAAUCGGCAAUCGACGCCAUCGGGUGGCGUUUGGGACUGCAGGCUGUUACGGGGACUGUGUUCAUAACGUUCAUACUCGGAACGUGCUAUCGAAGUGCAUCCUUGUACCAUCCUCAGAGGAGAGCAAUCCUACAUCUUAAGAACCAGAAGCGAAAAAUUAAGGAUAAGAAUAAACACGACGAUCGACCACCGUUUUUCGAUUUCAGCACGCUGCGCAGCAAAACCGUAAGGAUACUUCUGGUAUCGACGGGAAUAAGUGCAUUUGGAAUCAAUACGCCGAUCUUUUACCUGGCUCACCAAGUGGAGCAGGACGGAAUCAGCGACAAAGUGAUGAUACUCCAGGCGUACCUAGGGUUGGCCUGGACACUGGGCUGCGCAGCGUUUGGAAUGCUAGUCGUUAGAAAUAGUGUCGAAUGUCGCAUAGCGCGACAGUACUUGUGCCAAACCGCCACCUUCAUGUGUGGGCUGUGUAUCCUAGCUUUGACGGCGGUACAUGGCAACUACCACGGAUAUGUGAUGUUUGUGUGGAUUUAUGGCAUUUUCUGCGGAGGAUAUCACUAUUCUUUGAAAAUGUACACCUACGAGAAGGUACGAGCGAGGAACUUUGCCCGAGCAUGGGGUUUCGUGCAAUUUUCUCAAGCGAUACCCAUUGCUCUGGGUGUACCUCUGUCUGGCUACAUGAAUGUCGGGGGAUCAGGAAAGGCCGGCUACUACUUCAGCUCGGCAUGUGCCCUGAUCGGAAGCUUGAUGAUGUUCCUCAUUGAUCUGCACCGAAGAAACGUCUCUAGACAUAAGCACACCCGGGCCAAUGGCACUCGACAGCUGUGCGUAUCGGAAACGUGUCCCCAGCGACGGAAACUCUCAUUUUCACAAGAACCAGACAAUGAACCAGGCAUCAUCACUGGCAACACAGCAAUGAUGAUAGGUCCGGAGCUGUUGAUACCGCAGCUGAGCGACGGUAUUGCCGAACCGGUUAACGGUCUAGACAAACCUGAACUGACCUGUAUCUCCGAGGAAGGUAUCGCCGACAUGGACCUCCCGGAUAACCUUUUGGAUGAUCUAGACUACGUAGGGGAUUGUAUUACAUCGUGUAAUAAGGUUGAAAACUACUUAAUGCUAAGCGAAUUUGAAAACAAUCUAAGUGCCGAAGUUCCUAUUCUGCUGGACAAGCGAGGCCGGAAGCUAUCGCUGUCCAAAACUAAAGCUCUGCUCGCCAGUCAACUUAACUUCCAACACCAUCCCGAUUGUGCCAUGGAACAGCAGGGCAACAUUACACUUGGACCUAUUUCGCCAAUCAUCGAACACGACGAUUCCUCGGAUAGGGAUCAACAAAGCCAUCACCAUCAUCAUCAGAACCAACAAUCCGACAUGGGCGGCCAUGGGAAAACGUCGGUCAAGAAUGAUAAUCACAGUAACGGUGGAAAACACUGCCGACUAAGUCAUAAAUGGCGCCCAACACAGCAAACCGGUACGUUUCUUAGCAACCGAGUUAUAUCUGUGAUCGACGAAGCAUCCGUGUAGAUAGCAAGGGUUUGAAGGAGGGUCGCAUUUUUCAUUAGGCAUCAUUUGUUAAAUCGUUUAUAUUCGAAUUUUGUUUUAAUAGGGUUAAAUUUAUGUAAUAAAUUUUAACACGAAUGAAAUCUGGGACUGAAUAGGUUUAAAUCGUACCUGAUGUGAUUGAAAUUAGGAAAAGGCAGUUUCUAACACAUUUGAAGAGAUUGGAAAAAAUGUAACAAUACGCUUAGCUGAAUAUAAAAGAUGAAGAGGCGAAAUGCACAAAAGUAGUAUGCUAUUCAAACCCUUGCUUAUCUUUGCAUGCACUGUAAAAUAAAACCUAAGUCGAUCAACUGAA